This is a messenger RNA of Vanrija pseudolonga, 792 nucleotides long. RefSeq lists its product as uncharacterized. Lineage: Eukaryota; Fungi; Basidiomycota; Tremellomycetes; Trichosporonales; Trichosporonaceae. The record is from RefSeq and is a predicted model, not a curated record. The transcript is spliced from 4 exons. Bases 1 to 792 code for a protein of 263 amino acids.
AUGUUCACAGGCACCGCACUGGCCGUGGCCACCGCGUCGCUCGCGACCAACACGCUCUCGGCAGCAUGGGCAAAAACCCAGGCGCUGCGCCGCCGCCGCGCAAUCGCCCCGCCCCCCGACCCCGACCCGCUGCCCCCCUCGCCCAGGCUGAGCCGGGACGACAUGGACCCGCUCGCGGCGCGGCUCGCUCCGCGUGUCGUGCGCACCGCGUCCGACGCAGCCCUCUGCCUCAAGCUGUACCGCGGGCCCGUAUUCGCCGAAUACCCCGUGUCCGUGAUCCGUUCGUAUGUCGACCACAAGCUCGUGCGCGGCCGCAAGCCAGGCGACAUUGCGCGCAAGCUUGAAAUUCUCGAGGCGGAGUUCGCUCGGUCCUUCGCCGCCGUCAGGUUCUUCAAAGGGCUGGGGCCCUCGCACGUCAUUGACAUGGACUUUCCCCCCGUGUUUGACGACUCGGCGGCGGCAGAGGCGGCCGUCGCGGCGGCGAGUCGCCUGUCGACACAUGUGCACAUGAGCCACAGCAGCGGGGCUGGAGCCGACUGGGGGCCUGGGGGCGGGGCAAGAGGCAGGGGCGAUCGGCGGCGCGGUGGCGGCGGCGGCGCCACGAGCAGAGUGCGCGCCGCGCCUGCCCCGACAACAACAGCGACAGCGGCAACAGGGCCCAAGCCACCAUCAACCUCGCCGUCGUCGGAUACGCUGACCCCCGCGCCACCGGUGCUGCAGCCGCCCAAGCCGCUCGCGACGCCGCCGCAGACGCCGCGCCCGCGCGCCUUCCACCGUCUCGACGACCACUAG